AUGCUUGAUGUUUUGAUAACUUUGUUAGCAGUUCAACGAGCUGUUAUCAUAUUUUUGGAUGAGAAAUGGCAUUUUCUAGUGGGUCGUCGGGCUUUUCAAAUAAAUACCACUGUUAUUUGGGGUGCACUUAUUUUACAACGAAUUUUCGUUAUUCAAAAAAGUUUGCAGCUUUCAUUUAGGCAUCUCUUAACACCUUAUUUUUCAGUUAUCAAAAUUGGAUUUAAUGGUUUGGGAGCUAACAAUCAUCCCGAAGUAUUCGAAUACUAUUACUAUACCAUUUUUGCAUCAAUAAUGUCCUCAUUUUUCUGCACAAUUUUAUACAUUUCACUAUUCUAUCAUCUUUUCAAGCAACGUGGCAAUGUUCAUUUCUGGCAGGUUCCUGAAAUCGCAUUUUUAUACGAGGGUGUGCCUUUAUUGGUGACGAGAAUAGUGGUUUCAUUUUAUACACUUGUGAAAUUUGAAAUACACGCUGUUGAUAUUUAUAACUAUGAGAUACAUUAUCGAAUUAUAUCUUUGGCUUUAGUUCAAUUCACAUAUCUGUUCGAUGUUGAAACAAUCCGCAGAUAUUGCAAAAAUCGAAAAAUUCGAACUAAUGCAAUUGAUUUGAGCUCAUCAACUCAAAAUUAA
This is a messenger RNA of Caenorhabditis angaria, 627 nucleotides long. NCBI's taxonomy places the organism in Eukaryota, Metazoa, Nematoda, Chromadorea, Rhabditida, Rhabditidae. The record is from the annotation of a GenBank genome assembly.